GACGUCGCCGCCGGUUCCGGCGCGGGCGGCGUCCUUGCGGCAAUGCUCUUCACGAGAGGCCCCGACGGCAGGCCCCUCUUCUCCGCCGAGGAGGCACUCCGCUUCCUCGCCGAGAAUCGCCGGGGAAUUUCAGCUCCGAGCGAAAAAGGAAUCUUUAGAGGAGUAUUCCGUCAUAAAUCGGACGGAAUAUUCCGUCGUCUGUUUAAAGACUCGACGCUGAGAGAUACAUUGAAGCCUGUGUUAGUACCGUGCUACGAUCUGAAGACGGGAGCGCCGUUCGUUUUCUCGAGAGCCGACGCGGUGGAGGCGUCGGCGGUGGGGAUGAGAUCGGUCGACGGAAAGACGUCGAUCGUGGCCGUCGGCGGAGGAGUGGCGAUGGCGAACCCGACCUCGGCGGCGAUCACGCACGUGCUCAAUAACAAGCAGGAGUUUCCGUUUGCUAACGGAGUUGAGGAUAUUUUGGUGGUCUCGUUGGGCAACGGAGAUUUCGACACCGUCAGAUGCCGUAACGGAUCGUCAACGCCGUCAAGGGCGGAGCUGGUGAAGAUCGCGGGGAGCGCAUCCGCUGAUUUGGUGGAUCAAGCGGUCGCGAUGGCAUUUGGUGCCCACAGGACGAGCAAUUACGUUCGCAUCCAGGCCAACGCAGAGGACAUGCUCUCUCAUCGCAACAUCGAAUCGGUACUAUUUCGAGGAAAGAAAAUCUCAGAACAAAGCGAUGCCGAUAAGCUCGAAACGUUUGCUGAGCAACUAAUAAAAGAGCAGCAGCGAAGGAAAUCGAGCUCGAUUCCUACGGUCUUCAUCAAGCAAGCUGCAAUGACACCGAGAUCGUCUUCAGCUACGAUCUCUACUGUGACCACGGCCAUUACCUCAUCGUCGGUAGACAGUGACUGAAAAUGCUAAGGGUGGUGUUGAUUUGUAAAUAGUGAAAACGGGUAGGAUUUGAAAGAGCUACUGAUUAAUUAUUAUGUGGCACUUUGGGGAUGGAGCAAUUUGCAUCGAUCAAUUGCGAUGGGCAUUUAAAUUUAAUUAGGACGGGGAGUGGCUACUGACCAAUCGAGUUGUUGUUGGUUUUAAAAUGAUGAGAGUUUAUGUUUAUUAUUUUAGAUAUAUAUGACUGUAACUUUUUUUUUUU
Messenger RNA from Asparagus officinalis (garden asparagus), 1132 nucleotides. RefSeq names its product patatin-like protein 3. The record is from RefSeq and is a predicted model, not a curated record. Gene Ontology annotation, biological process: lipid metabolic process. Lineage: Eukaryota; Viridiplantae; Streptophyta; Magnoliopsida; Asparagales; Asparagaceae.